This is a messenger RNA of Carassius auratus (goldfish), 2843 nucleotides long. RefSeq names its product muscarinic acetylcholine receptor M5-like. Gene Ontology annotation, biological process: chemical synaptic transmission; G protein-coupled receptor signaling pathway, coupled to cyclic nucleotide second messenger; adenylate cyclase-inhibiting G protein-coupled acetylcholine receptor signaling pathway. Gene Ontology annotation, cellular component: dendrite; plasma membrane; synapse. NCBI's taxonomy places the organism in Eukaryota, Metazoa, Chordata, Actinopteri, Cypriniformes, Cyprinidae. The record is from RefSeq and is a predicted model, not a curated record. The coding region runs from base 1185 to 2690 and encodes 501 amino acids. The transcript is spliced from 2 exons. Gene Ontology annotation, molecular function: G protein-coupled serotonin receptor activity; G protein-coupled acetylcholine receptor activity.
UGGGUUUCCAGCAUCAUUCCUCCAGUCUUCAAUGUCACAUGAUCCUUCAGAAAUCAUUCUAAAAUGCGGCUUUGCUGCUGAAGAAUCAUUAUUAUCAACGUUAAAAACAAAUGUAAAUGCAAAUCAUUAUUUUGUAUCAAUUAAAUGCAUAUAAAUAUAAAAUUAUUUUCAAAACUUUCUUUAACAUUUUUUAACACUAUAAUGAAUUUAAAAAAAGACUAGAAUUAAUUUUGUAAAUUUGAGGUGGGGCUAUUCAACAACUGCAGAUGAGAUAUUUUUUUAAAACACCAAACAGUGAAGCGAGUGGAACAAACACUUCUUGAACACCAGACAAUUACUGCAAAAACUACUGUAUGAGUAUAUAUAAAAAUCAAUUCACCAGGAAACUCAAUAGCUUGUAAUAUUUUUGAUGACUAUUUUACUUUGAUUUGAGCUGAAGUAGCGCUCACAGACAUACCAAAAGUCAUGAAAUGACCCUCUCGCUUCAGUAAUUCCUGAUAACCCAUCCUUUCCACCCACCGAUUUGCUCACAGCCACGCUAUCUGUGUCAAAUGAGAGUAAUUAAUGCCUCCAUUAUGUUUCAGUGAGCAUCAUACCACCCCUUCACACACCCCCACUGUCUACAGUACGAGCAUGAACGGUCUAACCUUCAUCCCCUCAUUUCUGCUUCAGUUCAGCCCCACUCCUCUUCCUCCUCCCAUUCUCAGCGUCUGCCUGUUGUUCACUGCCCCAAAUCAUGACGAUCAUCUCAGCCCAGUGGGAAUGACCUCCUCCGAGCCAUUCACAUCUGUGUCUUUCAGUGCAUCCACAGGAGCAGCACAUAUUCAUCCAGAGAAACAGCGGCAGCAGCAUUUCCCCAUCACCGUCCACCACCGAGAGAAAAAGAGAUGCUUAACACUCAAUUUGAUGGACUUUGGUGUGGUUGUCACAACUUGAGACGGAGCUUUUUACUUUGAUUCUUCCAUGAGAAAAGCCUUCCAAAAACAAAGGAGAACAUGUUCCUACCACUUUGAGGAUUAUAGAAUUUACUGGAUGAAGAGAGUGAUGGAUGACAGUCUGACCAAGCCAGAUCUGUAGACGGAAUUCAAGGCUGAAUGAUGAAAAGAACUAUCCAUUGCCAAGUGAACAUGAAGAAUACAGUGAAAAUUUCAUCAAGAGUUUUCUAACCGAUCAGCGGUAACAGGAUGAACAUGGAUAUUCAAAAUUUAACUGCAAGUGGAAAUGUCUCCACUAUCUUGCCUUCCCCAUACAGUCUGUUGGAAGUUAUAACCAUUGCAACAGUAUCAGCUGUCGUGAGUCUCAUCACAGUAGUAGGUAAUGUGCUGGUGAUUCUUUCUUUCAAGGUCAACAGCCAACUUAAGACUGUUAACAACUACUACUUACUCAGUUUAGCUUUUGCAGACCUCAUUAUCGGCGUGUUCUCAAUGAACCUGUACACGUCAUACAUUCUUAUGGGAUACUGGUCUUUAGGGAAUAUAGCUUGUGAUCUGUGGUUGGCGCUUGACUAUGUUGCAAGUAAUGCAUCGGUAAUGAACUUGCUGGUCAUCAGCUUUGACAGAUAUUUUUCAAUUACAAGACCACUUACCUACAGGGCUAAACGGACCCCGAAACGUGCAGGCAUCAUGAUUGGCUUGGCAUGGUUGGUAUCGUUUAUAUUGUGGGCUCCACCCAUUCUGUGCUGGCAGUACUUUGUUGGAGAGAGGACAGUUCCUCCUGACCAAUGCCAGAUUCAGUUUUUCUCAGAACCCAUAAUUACUUUUGGGACAGCCAUAGCAGCCUUUUAUGUCCCGGUAUCCAUCAUGAUAAUCUUAUAUUCCAAAAUCUACAAAGAAACAGAAAAACGCACUAAGAACUUAGCAGAGCUCCAAGGAUACCCAUCGCUGGACAGUCAUGAAGAGCCUAAAGUACGAAAGCCAAUACUACGAUGCUUUAGCUUUAAAAACAAGAGGGACAGGACUCAAGCAUCAUGGUCUUCAUCCAACCAGAGUUAUGUAACUAGGACAACAUUGCAGUCUGAGGACUUGUGGACAAAAUCAGACCAGGUCAGCACCCUGAACAGUUACACAUCAUCAGAGGAUGACGAGCGGUCCAUCUCUGAGACAACCCCGCGAGAAUCAUUCAAGAACCAAGAAUCAAAAGCCAAUAGAAAUGGACAGCUACUCUGUUAUGAAGACAGCAAGUAUCUAAGUGAUCUUGCAAAAUGCUCCCAGACAAACGAUAAAAAAUGUAUGUCAUACAAGUUCAAGCCGAUCCUUAGCGACAUCACCGCUUUGCAAGGUAGUCCCAAAGGAGAAAGAACAAACACAGAUCAUUGUCAGUCUUCAGAGCCACAGGCUCCUUCAUCCACAUCCACUUCUACUAAACCAGAAGAUCCAAACUUAAAGAUCCAGAUGACCAAGCGGAAAAGAAUGGUCCUCAUCAAGGAGAAAAAGGCUGCUCAGACUCUAAGCGCCAUUCUUCUGGCGUUCCUCCUCACCUGGACCCCAUACAAUAUCAUGGUGCUCAUCUCCACCUUCUGUUCUGAAUGCAUCCCAGUGUCCCUCUGGCAUUUGGGUUACUGGCUCUGCUAUGUCAACAGCACCAUCAACCCCAUGUGUUAUGCCCUAUGCAACAAGACCUUCCAGAAGACCUUUUGGAUGUUAGUCCUCUGCAAGUGGAAGAAGAACAGAGGAGAGGAGAAACUUUACUAGUGUGGUCAAAACCAUUAAAUUCUGAAGGAACACAACAGAAGUGUCUGAUUUCAGAGUAUUCUAAAUGAUCAAGAUCGCUAGGGCAUUAAAAUUUAAUUUCAGUUUAUGUUGUGCAUACAGUGCCAUAGACCAUAUUCCUAUAUAAUUCCUUAA